Messenger RNA from Microstroma glucosiphilum, 420 nucleotides. RefSeq lists its product as hypothetical. The record is from RefSeq and is a predicted model, not a curated record. NCBI's taxonomy places the organism in Eukaryota, Fungi, Basidiomycota, Exobasidiomycetes, Microstromatales, Microstromataceae. The transcript has a single exon. Bases 1 to 420 code for a protein of 139 amino acids.
AUGGUCCGCAUCGGCGCUCUCACCCUCCUCAUGGCCGUCGUAGCCAUCACCGGCUUCACCUCGGUUGCCAAAGCCGAAGACCGGGGCUAUGGUGGUCUCUGGAACUGCAACAACUGCCAGGUCUUUGCUCGUUCCGAUGAGCAGGUGACCAGGAAGAAGGCCAUGCAGUGCGUUCGCCAGUCGGCCGAGGAGAUGCUCUCCUUCACCUACCAUAGCAAGAAGGGCAGCUACGAGCUCAGCAAGGAGAAGUCCACCAGGGCCCACGUCGGAGACAAGUUCGACGUCGUCAAGAAGGUAAACUUCAGCAAGCUUUCCUUCUUCCCAGAUCGCCACAACGGCAUUGAGGUGGACAGCAUCAACUGCCACAACGGUAUGAUCGGUUUCGUGUCCUGCAAGGGCUGCACCGCGGCAGACAACUAG